This is a messenger RNA of Vigna angularis (adzuki bean), 1080 nucleotides long. Its product is annotated as glycine-rich cell wall structural protein. The transcript has a single exon. The record is from RefSeq and is a predicted model, not a curated record. Lineage: Eukaryota; Viridiplantae; Streptophyta; Magnoliopsida; Fabales; Fabaceae. The coding region runs from base 1 to 1080 and encodes 359 amino acids.
AUGUUUGCCAAAUUGCUUUUGCUUGCUUUUCUUUUAGCAAUUAUCGGCUGCCAGGCCAGAAAGCUUGGGGGGUCUGAUGACGAGAAGGAAGUUUUUCACCAUUUGCAUGUCUAUGGGGGUGCUGGUGGCUCCGCCGGCGGCUUAGGUGGCGGUGGAGGGAACGGUGCAUAUGGGGGUGGAAUUGGAAAUGGCCACGGAGGAGUUGGGGGUGGGAUAGGGGGUGGAAAUGGAGGAUUUGGCGGCGGGGGCGGAGGUGGAGGAGGUGGAAAUGGAGGUUUUGGUGGUGGGAACGGAGGAUAUGCAGGUGGAAGUGGUGGUGGUAAUGGGAACGGAGGAUUUAAUGGUGGAAACGGAGGAUUUGGUGGGAGCGGUAGUGGAGGGAAUGGAGGUGGUGGUGGAGUAGGAAAUGGAGGUGGUGGUGGAGUAGGCAGUGGCGGUGGUGGAGGAAGUGGGGGUGGAGUGGGCAAUGGCGGUGGCGGAGGAAAUGGAGGUGGGGGUGGAGUAGGCAAUGGCGGUGGUGGAGGGAAUGGAGGUGGUGGUGGAGUGGGCACUGGCGGUGGUGUAGGGAAUGGAGGUGGUGGUGGAGUAGGCAAUGGCGGUGGUGGUGGAGGAAAUGGAGGUGGUGGUGGAGCAGGCAAUGGCGGUGGUGGAGGAAAUGGAGGUGGUGGUGGAGCAGGCACUGGCGGUGGUGGAGGAAAUGGAGGUGGUGGUGGAGCAGGCACUGGCGGUGGUGGUGGAGCAGGCACUGGCGGUGGUGGAGGAAAUGGAGGUGGUAGUGGAGCAGGCACUGGCGGUGGUGGAGGAAAUGGAGGUGGUGGUGGAGUAGGCAAUGGCGGUGGUGGUGGAGUAGGCAAUGGCGGUGGUGGAGGAAAUGGAGGUAGUGGUGGAGUGGGCACUGGCGGUGGUGGAGGAUAUGGAGGUGGUGGUGGAGUAGGCAGUAGCAGUGGUGGUGGAGUAGGCAAUGGCGGUGGUGUAGGAAAUGGAAGCGGUGGUGUAGGAAAUGGAAGCGGUGGUGGGAUAGGCAAAGGCGGAUAUGGAAGAGACAUGGUGGAUAAUUUACGGAUGAACACUGUGUCUUGA